AUGACAAACACCAUUUGGUGUGUCCCGUUAGUACGAGUGGACGUUUGUACGACUGUGAAAGCCUUUUUAGACGGAGCUCUUCUUCCACGAGGCUUGAACCAUACGACCAUUACGCUAAUUCCAAAAGUCAGCGUUCCUACGUCUAUGGAUGAUCUUCGACCUAUAAGCUUGUGUCCGGCACAUGAAUUGACGCAUUAUUUAAAAACAAGACGGGAAAAUUCCAAGUUUGAGCUGGCUUUAAUGCUCGAUAUGAGCAAAGCGUAUGAACGAAUCGAAUGGAACUUUGUUAAAAAGGUUAUGAGAAAAUUGGGUUUUGACCAUCAAUGGAUUCGCUGGAUCAUGGUUUGCAUUUCCUCAGUUUCCUACUCCGUCGCCCUCAAUGAGGUGGAAAACCAUAUCAACAGAAUUAAAAUAGCGCGCCGAAGUCCUGAGGUUUCUCACUUACUAUUUACCGACGAUUCCCUUCUCUUUUUUCAAGCAAACCGCAGUCAAGCGAAGAAAGUUUCUGAAUUGUUAAGCCUGUAUUGUGACGCCUCCGGUCAGCAAAUUAACAGAAAUAAAUCAUCAAUUUUUUAUGGUCGCAAUAUACCAGUGUCUAUAAGGCAGCAGCUUGGUUUGGUUUUGGAAGUUAGAAAUUCUGGAGGUCAGGAUAAAUACUUGGGGCUUCCGGCGUUAGUAAACAAGUCCAAAGCAGAGACGUUUAAGGAAAUAAUUGUGAAAGUUCAUCAAAAGGUCAGCGGGUGGCAAGGCAAUCUUCUCUCCAAUGGUGGUCGUGAGCCCGACACGCUUAUAUCUAGAGUUUUUAAGGGUCGCUAUUUUCCUCAUGACUCUUUCCUCGACACAGAACACCGCUCCAAUAGGUCAUCGGCGUGGCAAAGUAUCCUCUGGGGCAAAUUUGUGUUAUCUAAAGGGAUUUGUUGGCAAGUGAGGUCCGGAGAUCAUAUCUUGGUCAGAGAUGACCUGUGGAUUCCCAUCACCCAUCCCUUUAAGAUUGAUCAGGGAACGAGUAUUCCCCAAGCCGUCUCAACUUUUGCAGACUUUAUUGAUAGAAAUGCUGGGGUUUUGAAAGAAAUCCUGAUCAAAUCCAUCUUCACUGCUUCGGAUGCAAAUGCCAUUUUAUCCUUCCCUAUCAGUCUUAUGGGAGGAAGGGAUAAAAUCAUAUGGAACUACACUAACAAUGAUAAGUUCUCUGUCAAGUUAGCAUAUCAUCUAGCUUUCGACGGCCCAAACCCCAACAUCAGGAGCAUAUCCAUCAUCCGGAAAGAAAUGCUGUUAAGUGGAGAGUCUUGUGGAAAAUGA
Molecule: messenger RNA, 1299 nt
Organism: Mercurialis annua (annual mercury)
Lineage: Eukaryota; Viridiplantae; Streptophyta; Magnoliopsida; Malpighiales; Euphorbiaceae
Exons: 4
Coding region: 1-1299 (432 amino acids)
Source: RefSeq, a predicted model, not a curated record